AUGUCGGAGGAAACAAUUAUGUCUAUGAUUGAUCAGGCAAUUAAAAUUGAACCACCACAAUAUUCACCAGAAGACAUUAAACUCGAAAUGGAGGAUGAUUUUGACAAUCCCGAUGUUAUUGUUAAAUCUGAAUCGUGUUCUGAAGAUAAUGAUACGUGUUUAGAAAGAUUUAUGAAUUCCGAGGUAACAAUCGAAGAAGAAGUCAAACAGGAGUUAGUCGAGACAUUAACUUAUGAAUGUGACGUUUGCAAUAGAUCAUUUGCAGAAUCAGAUCAUUUAAAAGAGCAUAUGGCCCAUCAUUUUUCCAAUAAUAGCAAAGAAAGUCAUUUCAAAUGUGAAAUCUGUUACAAAACUUUUGAUCGAUUAAGUGUUAAUAUAUGCAAGAAGACAUUCACGCAAACAGGUAGUCUGAAAAGACACAUGCUCAUUCACACUGGAGUACAACACGCCCAUGAAUGCAAUAUAUGCAAGAAGACAUUCACACAAACAGGUAGUCUGAAAAGACACAUGCUCAUUCACACUGGAGUACAUGCCCAUGAAUGCAAUAUAUGCAAAAAAACAUUUACAGAAAGAAGUAAUCUGAAAAAACACAUACUGAGACACAGUGGAGUACGUCCUCAUGAAUGCGAUAUAUGCAAUAAGACAUUCACAGAAUUAGGUAAUCUGAAAAGUCACAAGCUGAUACACAGUGGAGUAAAACUGCAUGAAUGCAAUAUAUGCAAAAAAACAUUCACGCAAUCAAGUAGUUUAAAAAAUCACAUGGUAGUGCAUAGUGGAGUACGUCCCCAUGAAUGCAGAAUAUGCAAUAAGGCAUUCGCACUAUUAGGUAAUCUGAAAAGUCACAUGCUGAUACAUAGUGGAGUACGUUCCUAUGAAUGCAAUGUAUGCAACAAGACAUACACGCAAUCAAAAGGUUUGAAAAGUCACAUGCUGAUGCACAAAGAAGUACGCUCUCAUGAAUGCAAUACAUGCAAUAAGAAAUUCAAACUAUUAAGUCAUUUGAAAAGGCACAAGCUGAUUCAUCAACGAGAGCAUCCUGAUAAAUGUGAAGUAUGUAAGAAGAAAUUUACUCAAUCAAAGGAUUUGAAGAGACACAUGGCACUUCAUAGUUUUAAGAGUGGUGGAGAUCAAUGA
This is a messenger RNA of Ctenocephalides felis (cat flea), 1134 nucleotides long. Its product is annotated as zinc finger protein 525-like. Lineage: Eukaryota; Metazoa; Arthropoda; Insecta; Siphonaptera; Pulicidae. Gene Ontology annotation, molecular function: DNA-binding transcription factor activity; RNA polymerase II cis-regulatory region sequence-specific DNA binding. Bases 1 to 1134 code for a protein of 377 amino acids. The transcript has a single exon. The record is from RefSeq and is a predicted model, not a curated record. Gene Ontology annotation, biological process: regulation of transcription by RNA polymerase II.